Molecule: messenger RNA, 3384 nt
Organism: Lachnellula hyalina
Lineage: Eukaryota; Fungi; Ascomycota; Leotiomycetes; Helotiales; Lachnaceae
Gene: SPAC4G8.04
Product: TBC domain-containing protein
Exons: 1
Coding region: 1-3384 (1127 amino acids)
Source: RefSeq, a predicted model, not a curated record
AUGCCUACUAAACAGCCUUCCAUAUGUGACUACGCCACAUUCAACACCAACAUCCUCUCCUUCCCCUUCUCCCUAUGCAAGCCUGCCUUUACAGAAGCUUCAUUUGUUUCAUGCCAUUCCGCUGCAGUUUCUACAACCCUCAGGAGGUUGUCCCAACAGUGCGACUUAGACCCUUGGGGCGAUUCCGAUGACUGUUGCUUUGAUAACCAUAUGGCCAUGGACGAGAGCUUCACCAGCUCCGCAUCACUACAACGAUCAGCCUCCCACCACUCAAAUGCUUCUGCGAGAAGCUCCCGCUCGCAGACAGUACGGACCAGACCUCGAAAAUAUACCUCCUACAUGUCCAGUUCGGCGUCGUCUAUUUCUGACAAGUCCCUAACGUCGUUCCCCUCGUUUUCGCCAGAGUCUCCCAGAGAUAACCACUCCUCUUUUCUACUACCAACAGUCGAUGGCACAGCCAACAAGUCUUCAAAAUCUACUCCGUCCAUUGUCGAGAGUCUAACCACAUCAUCGCCCGCGAACGAGCGCCUUGCUUUGUUUGAUGACGCCCCACUCAGUACCAAACAUGUUCCAGGUUCUAUCCACCUUGCAAACAACGAACACAUUGAAAGAUUAAUUGCGCGCAAUGGAGCUGUUACCUUGGUCAGGCAAAUUGCCGAGGAUCUUGCCCAGCGAGAUGCACAAAUGGCUACAAUCAGGCGCAAGGCCGAGAACAGGGAGCGGGCACUCAAAAAGAUAAUAUUGGAGUGUGGUUUAUCGAAUUUGGACAUGGAGACACGAUUGCGAGCGAUUGAAGCGGAAAGAAAGCCUGCAGACGACAGACAAGACUUAAACGCGCAGGAAGGCGGUCUUGAGGAUAUGAUGAGCGAUGCGAUGACGGAGACUGUGGUGCUGGGAGAGCGUGCAUUUAUGGACAACGAUGCUACACUUCGGGCGAAAGAUUCGUUGAAGGCCUUAGAAGAUCGAUCCUCAAAUAUUCCUAAAGGCUGGAAAGAUUAUUUAUGGGGAGGGACGAGCAAAAAAAGUAGCAGGGCCAGCAGUGUGAACGAAGACAUUGUCCAGGAUUUGGAAUCUACGACUAGGAAAAACAGUGCCGCUAAUGGGCGGCGUACUGUUUUGCAGAGUGAUCUUUUUCAACCUUUGAAUGGUACACAAAGUACAAGCCGAGCCUCAAGUAUCAAUGUGGACAGUUUAAGUCGGGGAAGAAAGCCUUCAUCUGGCCUUGCUACGUUGGCCCUAAAACUUGUUGCAGGGAGCACGACAGGCGUCAAGGAUUCUGAGGGGUCCAAUGGUCGUGGCCGAGCGAAUAGUAUGGGAACAACACCAGCUCCGAGAGCCGAAUCUACUGUUAGUACGAGAACGACUAUGUCUGCCAGACCAGCGCCAGUCAAACCACCCGCCAAGGCAGUGCCAACCCCACGACGAAGCAUAGCAGCUAGCAGUCAAAGCGGACCCGCGCGAGGGCAACAGGAAAGGUGGGAUACCAUGGGAGCGAGUCCUCAGGGAAAUGAUGCAUCAGGUCGCUCCGAUAAUUAUGGUCCCGUCGAGAUGGACCAGAUUCUUCCUCUGGAAGCACAGCCGCCAACAGUGACCCAGAUAUAUAACAACCCUUAUAACCAAGAGUUCCUUACAGAUAGAUUUGGUUUCAUAUAUGAUCAACGGCGAAAGAAGAGACAAAGAGAAGCAGCCGAAAAGAUACGCAAAAGCAAACGAGGGAGUAGGGUGGAAAUGCUAAGCGGUGCAAGGAAUGGGCUUGAUGACGAUGACGAGUUUGAAGAGGAGAGGCCCGACACUCCUACGUCCGUUGAAGAAGAUGGAAAACCCGUCAAACGGUGGCAGGAUUAUCUGAAGAUUGCUACUUUUCCUACGGAGCUAUUAUCACAUACGCCUUCAGGUGCUGUACCUGCGUUCGAAGUCAUGGAAGGGUGCGAGGUGCCAAGAUCUCCAGGAAUUAUAACUGAAGAGCGAGGCUUUGUGCCAUCAGCAAGCACUGCUCCAACACAGCCUGCUGUGCCUGUGACUUCGGACAACGCCACCAUAUCGAAGCCAGACCCCUCUUCACCUCCAAAAGCCGAGCUUACCAAAGAAGACACUGAACCGGUCAAGCUUCUCUUGCAGCAAUUGGGUGAGGUUCAUGAUUCUCUACAGCGAGAGAAGACGGUCAGGUGGAACGAUUUCCUACGCAAGGUCAGAGCUGAGCGUAAACGCGAUGGUGAAGCAGCCGCGGCAGCGUAUGCUGCAACAGCAGAUAAGAGUUCGAGGACUGUAGCUGCCACGCCUGAAGUAUCUCUGGCGGAUGGAGAGUUGAUUGGUGUUGCUGGUCUGGGCAACAAAGGCAAAGUUGGACGUGCUAAGUGGAAUGAGUUCAAAGCUCUCGUUCUCGGUGGCAUUCCUGUAGCUCAGCGUGCCAAGAUCUGGGCUGAGUGUUCUGGGGCUACGGCACUACGGAUUCCUGGCUACUAUGACGAAUUAGUUGCUCAUAGUGAAAAGGAGGAUGAUCCCGCAAUCAUUGCUCAGAUCCAGAUGGACAUCAAUCGCACUCUGACAGACAACAUUUUUUUUAGGAAGGGGCCAGGUGUUGCCAAGUUGAACGAGGUCCUGCUAGCUUAUUCUCGACGAAACGAAGAGGUUGGGUACUGUCAGGGCAUGAACCUUAUCACAGCUUGCUUGCUUCUCGUCAUGCCUACAGCCGAGGACGCAUUCUGGGUUCUCACCAGCAUAAUCGAGAACAUCCUCCCGCGCGGCUACUAUGACCACAGCCUUCUCGCCUCCCGAGCUGACCAGCAAGUCCUCCGCCAAUAUGUCGCAGAGAUCCUCCCCAAGCUUUCAUUCCACCUCGACGACCUGGGAAUCGAGCUAGAAGCCCUGACCUUUCAAUGGUUCCUCAGCGUCUUCACAGACUGCUUGUCCGCCGAAGCCCUAUUCCGCGUUUGGGACGUCGUCUUCUGUACCAACGAUGGCAGCACCUUCCUCUUUCAAGUUGCGCUUGCACUUCUCAAACUCAACGAGCAACAAUUACUACAAUGCUCGACCCCAGCUGGCAUAUACACUUACAUCAAUCACCAGAUGACGAAUCACGCUAUUAGUAUCGAUGGCUUGAUCCACGCUUCUGAAGGUCUGAGAAAGGUGGUUAAGAGAGAUGAAGUUGAGAUUCGACGCGCGAAAGCUAUAGACGCAGAGAAGGACUUAAUCAGACAGCGAGAAGCGCGAAACAACCUCCGUAAAGCGGAGAGACUUGCUACAGCAAGUGACGAAUCUCAAAAGAAAUCUGCGAAUAUGGAGAGUACACCUUCGCAGUUGGAAUUAGCGGGCGAUGAUUACGGCGAAUUGACAGUGAGGACGCCCAUUCCAGUGGAUGAUGAAACCUCGUUGGAAUUAGGUUGA